AUGGGUCCAAGCUCUGCUGUUUCAUUACACUUAUUUCACUGCUCCAUUCUGGCCAGCUUCUUACUUGACAUUAUUCUGUCUAUCUCAGCAUUUACAAAACUCGAGAAAAAGAGGAAGGCUGAAGAAUUAUUGCCAACAGACCUGAAGAAAAAGAAGUGGACUGUCAAUGGAGCGAUCAGGACGUUUGAAGCAAAAUCAGUCUAUUAUGUGGAUCCAGCAGAGAAUGAGGAAAACCAGAGAUUCCUAACCAGCAUUAAGAGUCGCCAGCUCCUAAUGCUUAUAGGAGCACGGGCAUCUGGAAAGUCAACACGACUUUACCGGCUCAUGACUCAACUGGCUGAGGAUGGUUAUCACUGCUUUAUGGUAUCUCUUGAAGAAGUUAUUGUCAAUCUAGAUGAAAAUACUUUCUGGGUGUCUCUAGGCAAUGCUCUUCAAGCUAACUAUGAUGAGGUCAAACCCAUUGGGUCUUCACGUGAUUUUCUCAAUGCAUUCACCCGAAACAUCUGGAAAGAGCAGAAGAUUGUUGUUUUCAUUGAUGAAUUUGAUAAGUUGUAUGAAGCAAGCAAUGAGGUCCGCAACCAAUCUCUGGAGACUUUCCGGGCAAUCAGAAACAACAAUCAUCUCUAUGCGAUUCAUAGUAUUGUUGCCUGCGGGACUUUCAGCAUUCAGCAUUUGAACUCGACAAAUAUGCACUUAUCACCUUUCAACAUCUCUGAGUCCCUCAAAAACCCAUACUUCAGUCUGGAGCAGACACAGUGCCUCUUUGGUGAUUAUGCACAUGAUGAGAAAAUUACAAUAGAUGAUGGUAUUGUUCGUGGUAUACACUUAGAAUCCAAUGGGCAUCCAGGCAUGGUUUGCCUUUGUGGACAUGCUAUCGCUGAGAAUCUUCGAGUUGAAGCUGUCAAAACAAAGAACCUUGCCUACAAAACCUGGCAAGAUUUCUCCAUCACACAGCUGGAUGAUAGGAUUCACUCUUAUCGUACCUUCAGAAGGAUGGCUGAUUCACUCCUUAAUGAGCAAGCCACGAAUGCUGUCAAUCUUCUUCGAUCUCACUUCAUAGGAUUUCUCGAUGAUGUACCCAUCAAAGAUGAUGAGAAGCAAAAGCAAGCUGAUUUCCUAACAGCUGAGGGAGUGCUACUGAAGCCUGAAUUAGAUGGUAAUUGCUACCGUAUGGCUUCAGCUCUCAUAGACUUGUUUAUCCGACAACACAUUAUUUCCAAAAAAUACUCCAAUGCUCCCUCAACUCCUGUUCCAAAACAAAAUGGAUACACUUACAUUCUGGAAGUUAUAAAAGAGAGCCUUCAAUUCUUUGACAAAGAUAUCAUCAAAUUGGCACCCAUUCACUCAUACAAACAAGCUCAAAAUGUCUAUGUAGAUGGUCAUCUCAAAAGGAUGGUUCCUCGGGAAAGUGUGUAUGAUACAGAGUUGAUGAGAAUCUUGGUAAACUGGCUUGUCAAGUUGGAAGGAUACACAGUCAAUGGACAAUGGCAUCUUACUGACCCAAAUAAGACAGCCCACAACUAUAGUGAUGUGGUCAUCAAGAAACCAGGAAUGCCGACAGUUGUAUUGGAGCUUCUGGCCACUGGAGACAAGGCCUUUGUCCAAGGGCACAUUGACAAGACCUCUUUAUACAAGGAACUUCUUUCUGCAGAUGAAGCAUGGGUCAUUCACUUCACCCGUGAAGAUAAAUACCUCAAGCAUGCCCUCUGGCAAUCCUCUACACAGCUGAAUGAAGGUAUUAACAUGAUUCACAUCUGGCACAAUGAAGAUUUUACAAUUGUGCAGAUGAGUGCUCGGUGGAAGGAUGUGGAUGGUAAUAUACACCAGAUUGAUGAUCAACCAUUGACCAUCUAA
Molecule: messenger RNA, 1854 nt
Organism: Paraglomus brasilianum
Lineage: Eukaryota; Fungi; Glomeromycota; Glomeromycetes; Paraglomerales; Paraglomeraceae
Source: the annotation of a GenBank genome assembly